Daktulosphaira vitifoliae (grape phylloxera) is the source of this 479-nucleotide messenger RNA. RefSeq lists its product as uncharacterized. The record is from RefSeq and is a predicted model, not a curated record. Lineage: Eukaryota; Metazoa; Arthropoda; Insecta; Hemiptera; Phylloxeridae. The transcript is spliced from 4 exons. The annotation marks the transcript as partial.
AAACAAGAAUAUAUAUAUAAGACGGUAAAAAAUAACGAAUUAAUUUUACUUGUUAAACUUAUUUAUUAUUCUCUUUAAAUUUCGGUCAAUUAUUCAGGUCAAUCACUUUGUAAAAAAUGAUGUAUUUGAGAUUUCAAAUAAUUCUGUCUUUUGGAUUAAUAUAUCCAGCAUUAGCAGUAAUUACAUUUGAUCAAGUUAUCAGUUAUUUGUCAUCCACCAAUUUACCACAUGCACAAGUUAAAUUCCAAAAUUGCAUGUCUAAUUUAAACAUAAAUGAUUUUGAACAAAUAAAUAAUGACGAAAUUAAUACAUUUUUAAAUACAUUGAGUGAUAAUAUCAUUUCCCGUCGAAUUUAUCCAGAAGAAAUGAGUCAAGAAUUUAUUGAAUUUUUUAAAUUAGAUAAAUUUAUUAUUAAAGAUAAGUUAAAUGAAUGUUUUAAAAUAUUCCAGUCAAAUUUGUUUGCAAUAAAAAAACCCAAG